CAGGUGAUUGCCCCCCCUCUUACACACGUGAUUUGUCCGUUCAAACAUGGGUUACAGCUGCAUCAACAUGUCUUCAUUGUGCAGGUUUUUUCUCGCUUUUACAAUUAGUUGCGAUUUAUUCAAAAACUCAGCUGUAGCGGAAGUAAAAACGGCGGUGAUCGACCAAACUACGGGGCAACUGUCUCUCUUGGAUGGAUAUAGAGAAGAUUUUGUGGCCUGGGCUAACUUCACCGACGACAUUCAAACAUCCGGGUGGUCUUUCUUGGAGGUGACCACUAGUAGUCAAUAUAAUGACAGCAUCCAGGCGUAUGCUGCCGGAGCAGUGGAGGCUGCAGUCACAACUCAGCUUAUCUACAAGCACUGGAUGAACACUCUGGUGGGAUACUGUGGACCCUUCUCGAGAGAUUCCGGUUACUGUGAUCGUCUUAAAAAUUUCAUCACAAUCAACCUGCAGUGGAUUCAGGAGCAAAUUGAGAAGGAGCCAAAUUCCCCUUACUGGUACCAGGUCCGUCUGGUUCUGCUUCAGCUCAAAGGUCUGGAGGACAGUUACAACGAAGACGUGGCAUUUCCUUCUGGCCCAAUAUCCUUCAAUCCAUUUGGUUUCAUACUCUUCCAAAUGACCGGAGAUCUGGAGGACUUGGAGUCAGUUCUGAAUAAAUCCAGACUCAGUCAACCACUAGGAUCUGGCUCUUGCUCGGCUCUCAUUAAGCUGCUGCCGAAUAAUAAGGACCUUCUGGUGUCACAAGACACUUGGAGUACCUACCAGUCAAUGUUGCGCAUCAUCAAGAAAUACUCCUUUGCCUUCAGAGUUUCACCGUUAGACAAUCUUGUCCUUCCUGGUCAGAUCCAGGCCUUCUCUUCCUACCCUGGAUCUAUUUAUUCUGGAGAUGACUUUUACAUCCUUAGUAGUGGCUUGGUUACCCUGGAAACCACCAUUGGAAACAGCAACCCCGGCCUGUGGAGGUUUGUCCGACCCACAGGCACAGUAAUGGAAUGGCUCAGGAACAUCGUGGCCAAUCGUCUGGCGGUGACCGCUAAAGCCUGGGCGCAGUUGUUCAGCAAGUACAACAGCGGCACCUACAACAACCAGUGGAUGAUUGUGGAUUACAACAACUUCGCUCCGGGCAAGACGGACAUCGUGGAGGACCUUUUUGUCGUGCUGGAGCAGAUUCCGGGUCAAAUUGUUUAUACUGAUAAAACAGAAGAAUUACUUCAGAAAGGAUACUGGGCAAGUUACAACAUACCGUACUAUGAGGACAUAUUUAAUGCCAGUGGCUUCAACGAGCUGGUGGAAAAGUAUGGCUCGUGGUUCUCCCUGCACCAGAGUCCCAGGGCUCAGAUAUUCAAGAGAGACCAGAAAACUGUUACAGAUGUUGCCUCCAUGAUGCGCCUCAUGAGAUAUAAUAACUUUAAAGAAGACCCCAUGUCACGGUGCCAAGCUUGCAAUCCACACGAGAACGGCGAGAACGCCAUCUCGGCUCGCUCGGACCUAAACCCGGCCAAUGGCACGUACCCGUUUGGCGCCUUGCAGCAAAGAUCCCACGGAGGAAUAGAUAUGAAGCUGACCUCCUACGGGAUGUUUCGCCGGUACGAGAUGCUCGCCGUGAGUGGGCCGACGUGGGACCAGGUACCCCCAUUCCAAUGGAGCACAUCUCCAUACAAGGACGUGCUGCACAUGGGUCAACCUGAUAUUUGGGCAUUCAAGCCGGUUAAAGUCACCUGGGCUCCCUGAUUGCAAUAUUGGCUUACGGGAAUAAGGGUGGAAGGAAGCACUGUGGAAAUUUUGGCAAAGGGAAACAAUGCGAUACCAUAAAUACUUUUUUGUUUUCUCAGGAUUUUCUGUCUGAAUGGAAAUUGUAUUCUGGAUAUUUUUUGCACUACAGUAUUUGCUAAAUAAAAGCAUAGAAGGGAGAUUUCAAUGUUAGGUAAUAUGAAAGACAACACGUUGCACGUGCAAUUGUAAAAUCACACUAUUAUAUUGGUUUUAUGUUGGAAUUAUUUUAUACAUUUGAAAUGAUUGUGUAAAUCUUAACUGUUUAACAGAUAUUUUGAUAAUCAUAUGCAUCUUGAGUUUUUUUUAAACUUUUAAAUAAACUGUCAUUAUUGCCUUGUUGUGAUAAGGUUACUUUCUAUUCAUUCUUUUUGAUUACUGUAUGGUUAAAGUAUAUUCUGACUAGGAAAUAGAUCCUUCAAAUUAAGAUGUUAUUAUGAUUUUAUUCUGGUGAUAAAUUUUGGAUAAUAAAUACAAACUGCACAGAAA
Messenger RNA from Syngnathoides biaculeatus (alligator pipefish), 2260 nucleotides. RefSeq names its product phospholipase B domain containing 2 (gene plbd2). Gene Ontology annotation, biological process: phospholipid catabolic process. The record is from RefSeq and is a predicted model, not a curated record. Gene Ontology annotation, molecular function: glycerophospholipase activity. Bases 47 to 1732 code for a protein of 561 amino acids. Gene Ontology annotation, cellular component: extracellular region. NCBI's taxonomy places the organism in Eukaryota, Metazoa, Chordata, Actinopteri, Syngnathiformes, Syngnathidae. The transcript is spliced from 12 exons.